AUGCUGGAGGCCAGCUCAUCCAAGGCCGUGACAUCCCGAGCUCCUAGCGACUUGACCAUGUCUCGCGUAUGCUUCUUUAUUGGGCUCUUCUUCUUCGUCAUGCCACUGCGCAGGUUCCUCGCCAUCCGGGCCGCCCGUCGGGUCCAGCAUACUCUUCACCAUGGCGAGUCCGUCGGCUCCCAGGCCUGCGGUGGCCAGCCGAGUGGCGUUCGGUGCUCGUUCGCGUCGUUCGGCAGGUUCUGUAGGGAAACCUGUGGCAUCGCCCUGGGUCUGAUCCACACGGCCAAGGACGACCGGUGCGCCAAAUCCCCAAGAUGA
This is a messenger RNA of Gaeumannomyces tritici R3-111a-1, 318 nucleotides long. RefSeq lists its product as hypothetical. The record is from RefSeq and is a predicted model, not a curated record. The coding region runs from base 1 to 318 and encodes 105 amino acids. The transcript has 2 exons. NCBI's taxonomy places the organism in Eukaryota, Fungi, Ascomycota, Sordariomycetes, Magnaporthales, Magnaporthaceae.